AGAAAAUCAAAACUAUCACAAUAUGAUCAAGUUGAAAAAGGACCUAUUGAGUCAUAUACUACACAACCUUCAAAUACAGCGAUUGUGAUUGACGACACUGAUGAUAGCUCUGAGCACCAUAGCAACGCAACUGACAGUUUUGCUGAAUCAGAAGAAGAAGAAGGUUUUGUCGUGGAUGAUGAUGUUAUUGAUGGUGUCAAGAGUACAGCCAAGAGUACAACAAUGGAACUACCGCGUAAGGAUUUGUCAGAAUUAUAAGAGCACUCGUAGUAUAACAUUGACCAUUCUCUAUUUGAUAAAUAGCGGAAUUCAGCAAACAGCGUGUUCAAUCAUUUAAUGGCCAUUUGAAAACAUAUAUUGAAUAUUUAGUUGAAUUAAUACUAAAUCCAGUAUUUGACAUAGCAACGAAACCGUGGUACGAAAUGUCUAAACAGGUUGUUUUGAGACGUGUGCAGGGUUACAAGGAUUCAAUGGUAACCAGUGACGCUUGGCUCCCUCCUUUUAAGGAAGCUGUUGAUAAACAUGUAAACUGGAAGCAAACUGGUUUCAUACAUAUUGAUUCAAAUGGCUUCGGAUUAGCAUGUGAAGCGUGCAGAUCUAACAAACCGGCUAGUAUCCAAAUAACCCUUUCAUCAAAUGACCGCUUUUCCGAUCCAACUGUUUUAUACCUCGGAACUGAAUGCUGUCGGAAGGGUGAAAUGUAUCAUCACUUUUACCACUUUCAGCAACACAUGUAUCAAAAGGUCAAAAAAUUGGUAGACAGCGUACGUCGCAAGAGAAAAGAAAGUACGACUGAAGCCAUUUUUGAGCACUUACUAUCUAAAGGCUAUGUCUACAAGCUUACGAAAAACGUAAAAAAGGCAUUUAAUGAUGUCGUCAUGAUUUACAAUCUGCAGGGCCAGAGAGCACGUGUUGAUGAUUUAUCUUCCUCAGAGGAUGAAUAGCUUGAAUUUUUUUAGUUUUAUUUAUGGAAUGAAAGCAACAAAUGUCGGAUACCAGAACAGACGGUGCUCAAUUGGAAUAGUUGUGUUUUCUUUCAUUUUGCAUAAAAUACUGUACUUAUAAAUUAAAUGCAUCAAUUACUACAAAUGUGUAUAACGAUUCUUUUUUGCAUUAUAGGAUAUUUAAUAUGAAUGAUUUAGCUAUUGUCUUGAUUAGCCCUUAUUAGUAUACUGAUAGAGUAUAUGAACUAUGAGACCCAAUUUCGAGAUAGAUUAAUGAAACAUGAUAAAUGUAUAUGCUAUGAGUGCGUGAAGAGGC
Mycotypha africana is the source of this 1260-nucleotide messenger RNA. RefSeq lists its product as uncharacterized. The transcript has 4 exons. NCBI's taxonomy places the organism in Eukaryota, Fungi, Mucoromycota, Mucoromycetes, Mucorales, Mycotyphaceae. The record is from RefSeq and is a predicted model, not a curated record. The coding region runs from base 423 to 944 and encodes 173 amino acids.